Arachis ipaensis is the source of this 4325-nucleotide messenger RNA. The record is from RefSeq and is a predicted model, not a curated record. NCBI's taxonomy places the organism in Eukaryota, Viridiplantae, Streptophyta, Magnoliopsida, Fabales, Fabaceae.
UCUUUUAAGAAGACCGAACAAGAACAUGCCACUUCGGAGCCCCAAUUGGCAAUUUCAAAACAUGGAAUUUCCUCCUCUAGGGAUCCUAAUGUUGUUGCCAUGGAACUUGAAAUGCUUGAAGAUAUGAGAAGAAUCCAAAAGGAGCAGUGGAAGAUCUACGAAGAAUCCAAAACACAUGAAAAGUUCAUGGAAUCACAUGUUGUGACAAACAGUUUCAUCACCCAAGUCCCUGGCCAGAUUGCAAAAGAGAGAGGUCCAUCUCCCGAUAGCAGGAACCCAAAAAAUCCAAAGGAAAAGCCACCUGAUCAACUCAUGGAGGAUGUGGUGAUACACUCAUCAAGUAAUGGGCACAGGGUAUUUGCCCAGGUUCAAUAAUGGAAACUCAUAUCAGUGGGCAACGAGGUGAAGCGGUUUGGAAAAAAAUGGGUUUCGAUGGUCAUUUUAUUAAGGAAGCAAGAGGUCAAUCUGGUGGUAUUUGGUGUCUAUGGGAUAGCAGCAAAUGGAAGGUUGAUAUUCUUGCUCACAAUUCUCAGAUGGUGCAUAUGAAAGUCAAGUCUGGGUCCUCGCCAUACUAUUUUUUAACAGCGAUUUAUGGCAGUCCCCAGAGAAUUAAUCGGAACUACCUAUGGGAUGAUAUUAGAUCGAUACACAAUGAGAUUAACUUGCCGUGGUGCCUUAUUGGAGACUUUAAUGCCCUGUUACAUGAUCAUGAGCGUCACGAUGGGUCCAAUAGCAACAGCAGAGGAGCAUGCCCUGAUUUUCAAGCCUGCGUAUCUGAUUGUGGCCUUCUUGAUUUGGGGUACUCGGGAUGGCCGUUUACUUGGAAGCGUGGAAACUUGGUUGAGAGUCUCGACCGUGGCUUGAGCAACCUUGAUUGGUAGAUCAUCUUCCCUACUGCUCACAUCAAACACUUGCCUGGCCUCAAAUCGGACCACUCCCCCUUAUGUCUCCACUUAGCAAAUGAUCGACAAGAGACCAAACAAAGACUCCCUUUUAGGUUUCAAGCAGCUUGGCUAUCACAUCCGGAUUUCACCCAUAUGGUUAAUAGUAAUUGGAAGAUAGAAGAUUCUUGGAAUAACGGUCUGAAUGCUUUUAGGACAAGCCUAAAAAAAUGGAAUACUGAUGUGUUUGAAAAUAUUCUUAAAAGAAAGAGUAAGAUUUUGCGCAGGCUACAAGGAAUUUCAAAUAAAUUACAAAUCAACAAUUCCUCAUAUCUCCAUAAGCUUCAGGCUAACCUUUGGAGAGAGUAUGAAGAGAUUCUGGCUCAAGAAGAAAUUCUGUGGUUUCAGAAGUCAAGAGUCAAGUGGAUUUAGUGCGGGGAUCACAACACGAAAUACUUUCAUGGAUCCACCAUGGCAAGGAGAAGGAAGAACAGAAUAGAGUCCCUCCAAGAUCAUGAUGGUAACUGGGUAUCUGAUAAACUUGCUUUAGAACAAAUGGCAACUGCUUUUUAUAUUGAUUUAUUCAAUGAUGAUUGCCCUGAUAUUCCAUAUAUUAUGAAUAACUCUUUUCCUACUCUUAACCAUGAUGAUAUAAAUAUCAUAGGGGGCAGGGUAACUCAUAUGAAAAUAAAAGAGGCUAUUUUUAAAAUGGGGGGCUUGAAAGCACCCGGUAUUGAUGGUAUACAUGCUAUUUUUUACCAGAGUUAAUGGGAUAAAGUUGGGGCUGAUCUGUAUUUUUUAAUUGUGAAUAUUUUUAGCCAUCCUGAGCAGGUGGAAGAUAUUAAUGAGACUCUAAUUACAUUUAUCCUAAAAGUGGAGCCAGUUGUCAAUCUGAAACAAAUGCGCCCAAUAAGUCUUUGCAAUGUUUCUUAUAAGAUGGUGACCAAGAUCAUCUCCAUGCGGCUCAGGAAAAUUAUGGAGAAAUUAGUUAGCCCAAACUAAUGCAGUUUUGUUCCCGGAAGGCAGAGUUCUGAUAAUAUCAUUAUUGCACAGGAGGUCAUACAUUCUAUGAGAAGUAAGAAAGGCAACAAGGGUUGGAUGGCUAUCAAGGUUGACCUAGAAAAGGCAUACGACAGACUCAAAUGGACUUUUAUUAAAGAAACUCUUAUUGAUAUUGGCUUCCCCUCUCAUCUCAUUGAGUUGAUCUGUUCAUGCAUCUCAACCACCAAAAUGAGAUUGCUUUGGAAUGGAGAGACACUGGAUGAAUUCCGUCCCACCAGAGGCAUUCGCCAAGGGGAUCCAAUGUCUCCAUAUAUUUUUGUUCUAUGCCUAGAAAGGCUAUCUCACCUUAUUCAAGCGGUGGUUGACAACAAUUUUUGGAAGCCUAUUAGGCUCAACAAGGACGGCCCUGUGCUUUCCCACCUUUGCUUUGUAGACGAUCUUAUUCUGUUUGCUGAAGCGAAUAUGGAGCAGGCUGAUGUCAUCCAUAGAGUCUUGGAAGUGUUUUGUGCUAGUUCAGGACAGCGUGUUAGCAAGGAUAAAACGAGGAUCUUCUUCUCCAAGAAUGUCGGUCACAACAUUAGAUCUGAGAUUAGUGAUAAGCUACAGUUCGCAAGAACUGAGGAUCUUGGAAAGUACUUAGGUGUUCCAACAAUUCAUUCAAGGGUCACCAAAAAUACAUAUAAAGAGAUUGAAAGCAAGCUAAAUGCAAGGCUUAACAGUUGGAAAGCGUCUUCCCUCUCUCUCGCAGGAAGAACUACUCUGGUGAAAUCAACUCUAUCUUCUAUUCCUACAUAUACAAUGCAAUCUGCUAUUUUAUCUAUAUCUACUUGUAAUGCUAUUGACCGUAAAUGCAGGAACUUUCAUUUGGGGUGAGACAGACAACUCAAAAAAAGUGCAUCUGCUGAAUUGGAACACCAUAACUAAAGCAAAACAGUCGGGAGGUCUAGGACUGCGGCAUGCAAAGGACCUAAACCACGCGUAUAUGAUGAAAGCUGGUUGGGGGCUUAUUGAAAGCAAAGAUUCCUUAUGGGCAAGAGUUCUCAGAGCAAAAUACAAAUGUGGCAAUGACAUUAUUCCACAAGUUGAGAGAAGACGCAGUGAUUCAAACCUUUGGAAGGGGAUCUGCUUAGCUUGGGAAGAUGUGGAAAAGAAUAUGGUGUGGAGAGUUGGUGAUGGCUCUCAAAUUAAGUUCUGGACACAUAACUGGAUCCCAAACAUUGGAAGAUUGAGCCAACAAACAUUACAGGUAAUUAAUGAAGUCGAUUUAAAUAUAUCUCUAAUUGAUGUCCUUUCGGCUUCAGGCGGCUGGGACGUUAUCAGAUUAAAGGAGUGGCUGCCAGAUGAUGUGAUUAGCAAGAUAAUGAGCCUUGUUCCACCAUCCCCUUGGAGAGCGGAGGAUUAUGUAGCCUGGGCUCCCUCUUCGGACGAAUCAUUCAGCUUAAAAACAGCCUACCACGUCAUUCAAAAUGACCAGGUGUCACAUGAUCGAGUGUUCAAGCUUGCAUGGAGUUGGAAGGGACUUGAAAGGAUUAAAUCCUUCAUCUGGCUGGUAGCGCAUGAUGCUAUCUUGACCAACAUAGAGAGAAAACGAAGACACCUAACACACAAUGAUCAGUGUCCAAGAUGUCACAUAAAUGAGAAAACAAGUCUACAUGUGCUAAGAGACUGUUCCUUUGCCUCUCUUGUAUGGCAAUCUCUUCAACCCAAAGACCAAGUGAAAGAGUUUUACAAUCUUGGCGGACACGAUUGGCUCAUUUACAACCUCUCCAAGACAAAUGAUUGGCCUUACACCUUUGGGGUUGCGAUUUCCUCCCUAUGGUACUUCCGCAACAAAUUUAUCUUUAAUUUAAAGGAAUUGUCACUCACCCAGCAGCCGUGGCAGAGUCCAUUAAAGUGAGGAGCUCUGAGAUAAAAAGAGCCUUGCAUAACCUCAUCAUACCAAAGCAAGUCACUAAUUCCACAGGUUGUCUUGUUCGUUGGUAUCCCCCUCCUGACAGUAUAAUCAAGAUUAACGUUGAUGGUUCAUACUUUUCCAUCAACAACAAUGCUAUUUGUGGCGGAGUUGUCCGAAAUUAUUUAGGCAAAUUUCUAAAGGCGUUCACAUGUAAUAUUGAAAAUUGUUCUAUUAUGCAUGCAGAAUUAUGGGGGGUCAUUAAAGGACUCCAACUGGCCAUCACUCACAACUGGAACCAUGUUAUCAUGGAAUGAGAUUCUCUCACUGCUAUCAACUUCAUUAAAUAUGGAUGCCCUGCCCUUCACUCUUGUGCAUCGCUUGUACAAGAAAUCCGAAUCUUAUCAAGUCGCAUCCAACAGGUGAAUUGGAACCACACUCUCCGCGUAGCAAAUUUAGUAGCGGACAUUCUAGCAAAGAAGGGGCAAUCAAUGUCGCUGGAUCUCCACAUCCUCGAAGAUUCUAUCCUUGACAUAUUCAAUGCUCUUUCU